CACUCCAUGGAUCAAUCUUACCCCAUAACAUAACAUAACAUAGUUAGUUAAUGUGUGUAGUGAUUUUGUCAUUGUGCGAAGAUAAACACGAGGAUUCAGACACAAAAGGAGCAACUCGUCAGAACUAAAAAAAGAGCUCUCAUAAACUCUGAAACAAAAAAAAUCAGAUAGUGAGAGAGAGAAAGAGAAAAAGAAAAAUAUUAUUAAAAUUAAUAGUAUUUAUAAUAAAUCAAAGGAAGGAGAAAUUUCAGAGUGUUGCAGAGAGAAAGAGAGGGGCAUGGCGGCGUUUGCAGUGCAGAGAUAGCUGUAAAAGACUGUGGUACUGUUCCUCCUUUAUUAUUAUUACUAUUAUUAAUAAAUUUAAUUUAAAAUAAUUUAAUUAUAUUUAUUAAUUUUAUACAGAAACACAAGCUAAGUUUUACACAAACAAACACUAGAGAAAGAAAUGUUUUUGAAGAAGGUUAGCUUGUUGAGUUAGAGAAAUUGAAAGCGCGAUUAACGCUGUCCGACACUGUUUCGUCCGCCGUCUGUGUGUUCUGUCCUUCUUUUUUCCUUAACUUCAAUUACUCCUUUUUCCAACCACAACGGUUAUACAACAAGGAGACAUAGUCUUAUGUUUUCAUGUUCUCUGUGUUUUGUGUAAUUUUUCUGGAGACGCACAAACAUUAACACAGUAACCAAAAAGUUACAAAUCCCAAUUCUUUCUCAACCGUUUUUUGUCAUUAUUAUUUUCGUUUUUCAUUUCUCAUGUUCUUCUUAAUAGUGUGUACACAAAACCGAUUUAGGUUUUUGACAUGGAAAUUGAGUCGAAAUUAAGAGAAGACGUCAAGUUGUUAUUAGGGUUAAAGCUUUCAACAAGACAAUGGCUGGUUUGUUCUCUCUAGGAGGUGGUAGAGGUAAUCAACAAGGAGGUGGAGAGUCACAUCAAGGUCAGAAUCAGAUUCCCCCUCCUCAAGAGACUCUUUUCUGGUACAACAAAAACGAUGAUGUUUCAUCUUAUAGAGGAAAUUUAGAACUAUGGAAUCAGCACCAACACCAGCACCAGCACCACCUCCAGCAACAUGAACAACAAGGUGAGGAAGGUGUUAUACCAACACAUGUUGCAAGGCCAUUUUUCUCGCGAGAUCUGUAUGGAUUAGGAGUCGGACCGAGUAGGGUUUCGUCAGACGAUCAACAACAACAACAUCAGUCGUUGAAUAUGGGGAUGAGAUCAUCUUCAUCUGGUGGCGAAGGGAUAAGCUGUCAAGAUUGCGGUAACCAAGCAAAGAAAGACUGUCCUCACAUGAGAUGUAGAACUUGUUGCAAGAGUCGUGGAUUUCAGUGUCAAACUCAUGUGAAAAGCACUUGGGUUCCAGCUUCACGACGCCGUGAAAGACAACAGCAGUUAUCAUCUUCUUCAUCUUUACAAAGAGACAUUUCCAAACGCCCAAGAGACUCCAACGCUCUUGUUUCAACUCGCAAUUUUCCAUCAGGGUUAGAGGAAGCAAAUUUUCCUGCUAUUGUAAGCUCACCAGCUGAGUUCAGGUGUGUAAGGGUUAGUUCAAUAGACGAUGCAGAUGAGAGGUUUGCAUAUCAAACGGCUGUCAACAUUGGAGGACAUUUGUUCAAAGGGAUUCUCUAUGAUUUUGGUCCUGAAAACACUAUCAACAACAAUAACAAUACUUAUAAUAAUAGUAAUUACAUGAUUGGCGAAACCUCGGGCGGUGGCGUUCCCGUUGCUCAACCGUUGAACUUAAUCGCCGACUCUGAUACCACUGUUGUUUCUUCGGGAGCACUUGUUGAUCCGUCGUCCUUGUAUUCGGCUCCGAUGAACGCCUUCAUGUCGGCUAGUGGUACGCAAUUCUUCUCUCGUCCAAGAUCUUGA
Vicia villosa (hairy vetch) is the source of this 1864-nucleotide messenger RNA. RefSeq names its product protein SHI RELATED SEQUENCE 1-like. Gene Ontology annotation, cellular component: nucleus. NCBI's taxonomy places the organism in Eukaryota, Viridiplantae, Streptophyta, Magnoliopsida, Fabales, Fabaceae. The coding region runs from base 863 to 1864 and encodes 333 amino acids. Gene Ontology annotation, biological process: positive regulation of DNA-templated transcription. Gene Ontology annotation, molecular function: DNA-binding transcription factor activity; DNA binding. The transcript has 2 exons. The record is from RefSeq and is a predicted model, not a curated record.